Messenger RNA from Cimex lectularius (bed bug), 1698 nucleotides. RefSeq names its product ovochymase-2-like. The coding region runs from base 50 to 760 and encodes 236 amino acids. The record is from RefSeq and is a predicted model, not a curated record. Gene Ontology annotation, molecular function: serine-type endopeptidase activity. Lineage: Eukaryota; Metazoa; Arthropoda; Insecta; Hemiptera; Cimicidae. Gene Ontology annotation, biological process: proteolysis. The transcript has a single exon.
UUUGUCUUUUAUUUACUUGUUGUUUGUACACUUUUAAAAAAUUUAAAAGAUGGAUAUUGCCAAUUCGAUAUUGAGUAUUACAUGUUUGUUUUUGCAUCUAAGUUCGUCUAACGCUCUCGAGAGCAGCGUUUUUGGGAAAGUCGUAAGAGACAAGAUAGUCGGUGGGAGAGUUCCUAUUUUCGGAGAAUAUCCAUUCAUUGUCAGUAUAAGAGAAAAAGAAAACGGUCGGAGGAUAUGUGGAGGAAGUAUUGUAGCACCGAUAUUCGUUAUGACUGCGUGUCACUGCGUCUGCUUCGAGAAAGAAGGCGAAACGGUGGCCAAAUCGCCUGAAACCUUGGUGAUCAUAGCGGGCCUUCAGGUCUUUCCGGAUGUGGGGACCGCCGCGGAGGAUUCCAUCUUCAGCCAGUGGCGAAACGUGUCCGAUAUCUUCGUCCACCCGGGCUGCAAAAGGAGCCAGGACGUUUUCGGUUGGGACGGCGACUUCGCCGUGUUGACCGUCUCGACUAAAUUAAUCUUCGGAGAGCACAUCAAACCUUUCAAGAUCUUCGGCCUAAACAAAGCCGCCCUGAGGGAGGGAAUGGACGAUGUCAUGGACAAAGGCGAAGAGUGCACGCUGAUCGGCUGGGGUUCUUCGUCCAUCGCUUCUAACAAAUACAACGCCGAUGUGCUCAAAGCCGUCCAGGUGACAAUUAUAGACUACUUAAAGUGCCAAAAGGAGUUGUGCUCUUUUCAGAGAAUGUUUUGCAAUUUUACACAUUAGACGGAUUUGCCUUCAGCCUGUCUUGAACGCGUCCGUCUGCACUGGGGAUGGAGGCGGACCCCUCGUCUGCAGGGGCUUCGUCUGGGGGAUCCUCAAUUGGUCGCCCUCAUGUGGAAAACCUCAGACACCGAUCAUAUUCUCCAAAAUCGAGGAUCACUUGGAAUAUUACCUUAAAUUUAUUUUCGCCGUCUCAUCCUCCCCUAGCUCCACACGUUUGAGUCUAGCGUCCUUUGUUUUCUUAACAGUUUCCUUCAAUAUCGCAUCUGUUUUAUUAAAGAAUGAGCAAUGAAAUGGUAUACUUUCUUUCUACAGAAGGUAGCUUAAGUUAAAAUUUUACUAAUGCUCAAGCAAAUAUAUAACUAUAACUCUCGUGAAACAUCCCUGCAUAUGAAGAUUUUAUGCGUACAAUUCCGUGAACAUACGUUCGUUUGAUAAAUAAAAAACAUGAAUUUAAAGGAGUGAUUGUCCAGGAUUUUCACUCUGUAUGUUUUAUUUUUUGAGGGAACAAAAAUGUAAAAUAUGCGAAAAUGGCCCAAACUGUGACGAAAGGGCCUUACUGUCGUUCCCUGCUUAUGUCCUUGACGUCACGCCUUCUAUCGUCUUUACCAGUCAAUGACAAAACUUUUUCAAAAUAAUUUUCCAUCCCCGAAACCAACAAUCAAACAAAUGUUUGUCAUCAUCAAAUACACGCUGAAAAAUAAACUGGAUGAAAGAAGAAGAAAAUAAUGAUUUAUAUGAAAAAAUGGCUCAACCAGAGGUUUUUGAAAAAUAGUAGUUUUUAUGAAAUGAAGGUGUUUUUCCGCAUAAACAUGUUCCUUGCGUCAUUAUAGCAGUUUGACACAGGCGAAAUGAGCAUUAGAUCGAAUGGGCCUUACAGCCUCUCCCUACUUAUACCCUUGAGGUCGCACCUACUAUGGCUUUUUCUACUGAAUAACAAU